This is a messenger RNA of Ictalurus furcatus (blue catfish), 2259 nucleotides long. RefSeq names its product Kruppel-like factor 5 like (gene klf5l). The transcript has 4 exons. Gene Ontology annotation, biological process: regulation of transcription by RNA polymerase II. Bases 213 to 1367 code for a protein of 384 amino acids. Gene Ontology annotation, molecular function: DNA-binding transcription factor activity, RNA polymerase II-specific; RNA polymerase II cis-regulatory region sequence-specific DNA binding. NCBI's taxonomy places the organism in Eukaryota, Metazoa, Chordata, Actinopteri, Siluriformes, Ictaluridae. The record is from RefSeq and is a predicted model, not a curated record.
AGGUAAAGUCUACCUGAUUGACAGAAGGUGGGUUCGGGAUAUAACGCACACCUGGACUCGGUACAAAAAAAAGGCGCUGUGUGUGUGCAUGUGUGUGUGUGUGUGUGUGUAUAUGUGUGUGUGCGCGCGCGUGUGUGGGGUUUUUUUUUUUUUUUUCCUUGUAGUGAUUUAGGGCGACUUUUUAAACUAGUAAAACUAUAUUUGAGAUCAGGAUGGCGAGCAUAGGACUGGCCGUGAGCGGCCCGAACACGGAGGAGAGGGCGGUUUUUGCGCAGCUGAAGCCUGUGCGGAUGUCGAGCGCAGACGGCGGGGACGAUUCGUCCGUGUUCGAGGACGUCAAACCCACGAACCCAAUGGAGAUGGAUAAAUAUUUGCCCCAAAACGGGCCUCUGCCAUCCACAACCCUUACAGACAAAAAGUACCGCAGGGAAAGCGCCUCCGUAGUGGACGAGUACUUCGCAGAUGAAAAGCCAGCGCCGUACAGCCUUAACAUCAACCUCAUCCUACCCAACACCACCCAUCUUCGCACCGGUUUGUACCGUCCAACCAAACCGGUGUCUCAGAUCAAAACAGAGCCGGGGAUAGAGGCGUCCUGCAACAUCCAGACGCUCCCCAACUUCACGUCUGUCUUCAGUGUGCCACAGACGGUCGACAACCUGUUCAUUAAACCCAACAUGACCGCCGCCGACGAGCUCCACAUUGGCCCGCAGCAGCCGCAGGUCUACCAGAUGGCCAUCAGCAGCAGCAACCUCACCUCCAUGACUUUCUCCAACAGCCAGCAGGUGAACGGGGCGGGCAGGACCAUGCUCAACCUGAACGCAGUGGCCCUGACCACACCGUCGGGUGACUUUGUGAUACCGGACCAGUUCUACCAGCAAGCACAACCCCACAGCCUGCCGCCCUCGCCCCCCAACUCGCAACCAGGUAGCCCUGAGAAUCAAGCCGAACUCAUUAGCACAGUUCCUCCUCCUCCGCCUUAUCAGACCCAAAUGGGAGUAAAGGGGGCACAGAUGAGCCAUCACUCCGUGUUAAUGACUCACGGACAAGGCGUCCUCACCGGCCCCAGGUACAACCGGAGGAAUAACCCCGAACUAGAGAAGAGAAGGAUUCACCACUGCGACUUCCCAGGAUGCACCAAGGUUUACACAAAAAGCUCCCACUUGAAAGCGCACCAAAGGACACAUACGGGCGAGAAGCCGUACCGCUGCACUUGGGAUGGAUGCGACUGGCGUUUCGCCCGAUCAGAUGAACUCACACGGCACUACAGAAAGCACACGGGAGCCAAACCCUUCAAAUGUGUCGCAUGCAACCGAUGCUUCUCGCGCUCGGAUCACUUGGCGCUCCACAUGAAGAGGCACCAAAACUGAGUUGUCCCCAUUUUUGUUUUAUUAAAAAAAAACAAAAAAAAAAUAUAUUAAAAAGCUUUUUUCUUUCUUUUUUAUAAUAAUUGUAUCACUAAGUAUAUAUUUCACCAUUUUCACAAAGAUCAAAUGUUUCUCUCUUUCUCUCUCUCUUAAAAAAAAAGAAAAGAAAAGAGCAAUUUCCAUCUGACCACCAUUUUAGCUCUAGGACUAGUAGAUUGCUUCACGGAAGAAGACUCGACGUGUUUUUGGAGUGGAAUCCACGUUAUUAUUUGUAAUUUGUAGAUUUUUUUUGUUGUUGUUUUUGUGCAACUGUAUAUAGUGUAUGUAGCCCGAGUAUCUGCGUGCUCCGUGUAUAAUAAUAAUAAUAAUAAUAAUAAUAAUAAUAAUAAUAAUAUGUUGUGAAAUCUCUAGCUGACAUCUUCUUACGCUUUAGUCUGAAAGGCAUCAGUAGUAUUGCAUAGCAGAAACGGUUCUCAGAAAACAGCUUUUGCUUUUAAAAUGUUCGUUUGGUUUUUUUUUAAUCAUUGGACGUUAAUACAGCAGGAUAAAUCCUUGUUCAGUUGAGUCUAAACUACACUGUUUAUACUGGGAUUAUUUCUUUUCUUUUUAAACCUCUCUCGUAUAAGAAUGUCAACAUAUUUGCUAAGGAGUCGAGAGUAAAGAGUUGAGUAAUGUUUGUUUUGCUCCGACGUUCGUAUCUGUGGAAACGAACCAUUUUACGAGUAGCUCGAGCAAGAAACGACAGUCUGGUAGAUGGAUGGUUUCUUUUCGUUGUAUGACGUUAAUCAAAGGGAUUAUGUGCAGGAUUUAAGCCAAGUAGUUUACCAUUACUAUAUAUAUAUAUAUGCCUGUAUUUUAAUUAUUGACCAAGCGUGGGUCGUUUGUCCCGGUUAUC